AUGACCUCGUCUAUCGCCCCUCCCAUCCGCCAUCGUCCUCACACCCGACUCUCUCUUCAACCACCUGCCGGGCUACCCUCUCCCAUACCUUCGCCCACACAAGCCAAGGGAGAUUCAUGUUUCGUUCCAAGUCUCGAGACUGUCUCUCCCACGAGCGCCAUGUCUGCUCACAAACACAUCAUCGAUCUUGGGGAUGAUGCCGACUGUGACGCACCGGAAAACAACACACUCAUGUCAUGCCUCACCAACAUGUCACUUUCAUCCUUACCCAUGCCGCCUGCCUUGGGGAAUGAUGAAGAUGACGACGAUGCGGAGCAACGUCGGAUAUACCUUGGUCCCAAAUUGAGUGACCGGGCCACGGGUGGACCCGAUGCAGGUCCCUUGAUUGAACGUUUCAGCUGUUUGUUCAGAGAUCAAUAUGAUUGUAAGGCGAAUCCGACUGGUAUCGUCUCCCUCGGAGUAGCCGAGAAUUUCCUCAUGGAGAAAGAAUGUCUCCAGAUCUUCAAGUUGGGAUUGUUGAACAACUUUCUGUCUUCUGACUUGUCUUAUGGCGACUCCUUGUGGGGUAGUAGACGUAUCAACAAAGCUCUCAGUUCUUUCUACAAUGAAUGGUUUGACCCCGCGGAAGAGGUCAUGCCCGAACACCUCAUCACUGGCGUUGGAUGCUCUGCUGUCCUCGACCAACUAUUCUACACUCUCAUGGACGAGGGCGAGGCUAUCCUACUAGCUGCGCCGUACUACACAGGGUUUGACCGUGAUUUGAUUGGUCGAGGUCGAGUCCAGCUCAUCCCCGUAUAUGUCCCAGAGGGUGAUGGAGGCUUCUCGCCUUCUUCUCUCGACGCAUUCGAAGUCGCCCUCGCUCAAUGUGAAAAGAAGGGUGUCAUAGUUCGCGCCGUUAUCGUAUGCAACCCUCAAAACCCACUUGGAAGGACAUAUUCCCGGGAAACGCUUCUGGCAUACGCCAAAUUCUGUGAAGAGAAGGAUCUCCACUUGGUCUCUGACGAAAUUUACGCUCUGAGCGUGUACGAUAAUCCUCAUUUCCCUCAUGCUGUACCAUUUACCAGUAUGUUGAGUCUGGAUGUGGCCAAUGAGUUGGGGUGUGAGUUUGAUAGAGCUAGAUUGCAUGUCGUACAUGGUAUGAGCAAAGACUUUUGCGCAAAUGGUCUCAGAGUUGGAGCUUUGAUCUCACAGAAUAAUCCAUUAUUGUUGAGGGCAAUGGCCAAUACAUCGAUGCUGAUGAAAAUCUCAUCCCCAGCGGACGUCAUCUAUUCUUCCCUCUUGACGGAUAAAGAACAACUUCAUCAGUUUAUCGAGCUCAAUCGAGCUAAAUUAGGCGAGGCACAUGCAUAUAUAAGGAAUUGGUUUGAGGAGAGGGGAGUGAAAGUGGCCGAUUCGAAUGCUGGUCAUUUCGUAUGGGUCGACUUGGGUGGUAAACUAAAGUUUCGUGAUACGCCAAGGGAAAAACGAGUCUUUCAAAGUCUAUUAGAUGGAGGGGUAUACAUUGCCCCGGGUACAGCAUAUCACAACAAGACACCAGGAUGGUAUAGAGUUACAUUUAGUGUAUCUAGGGAUAAUCUUCAAGUCGGUUUAGCAAAAAUGGAACGUAUUUUAGGUUUGUAUCCACACCCCAAGUGA
This is a messenger RNA of Tremella mesenterica DSM 1558, 1635 nucleotides long. RefSeq lists its product as uncharacterized. Gene Ontology annotation, biological process: biosynthetic process; amino acid metabolic process. The transcript has 16 exons. Bases 1 to 1635 code for a protein of 544 amino acids. Gene Ontology annotation, molecular function: pyridoxal phosphate binding; transaminase activity. The record is from RefSeq and is a predicted model, not a curated record. Lineage: Eukaryota; Fungi; Basidiomycota; Tremellomycetes; Tremellales; Tremellaceae.